Rhodamnia argentea is the source of this 1144-nucleotide messenger RNA. RefSeq names its product elongation factor 1-alpha-like. The record is from RefSeq and is a predicted model, not a curated record. NCBI's taxonomy places the organism in Eukaryota, Viridiplantae, Streptophyta, Magnoliopsida, Myrtales, Myrtaceae. The coding region runs from base 169 to 996 and encodes 275 amino acids. Gene Ontology annotation, molecular function: GTP binding; GTPase activity; translation elongation factor activity. Gene Ontology annotation, biological process: translational elongation; translation. The transcript has 4 exons.
CGAGGACAAUAGUGGGAAUCGGAAAUAUUGCGAGGGGAGCGCUAUAAAAGCGUCCUGAAACCCUACCUCAACCGCCCGAUUCACGUCAUUUGCUUCUGCUCUCUCGUUCACUGGGUUGGGAAGAUUCUCGGCAGAGCUGAGAUUUCUGAGCUUUAAGCUUAUCUCAAAAUGGGUAAGGAAAAGGUUCACAUCAAUAUCGUGGUCAUUGGCCAUGUCGACUCUGGUAAAUCAACUACCACUGGACACUUGAUUUACAAGCUUGGGGGAAUUGACAAGCGUGUGAUUGAGAGAUUUGAGAAGGAAGCUGCUGAGAUGAACAAGAGAUCAUUCAAGUAUGCUUGGGUGCUUGACAAGCUCAAGGCUGAGCGCGAGCGUGGUAUCACCAUUGAUAUUGCCUUGUGGAAGUUCGAGACCACUAAGUACUACUGCACAGUGAUCGAUGCUCCUGGACAUCGUGACUUUAUCAAGAACAUGAUUACGGGAACCUCCCAGGCUGACUGCGCUGUUCUCAUCAUUGAUUCCACCACUGGUGGUUUUGAGGCUGGUAUCUCCAAGGAUGGCCAGACCCGUGAACAUGCUCUCCUCGCCUUCACCCUCGGUGUGAGGCAAAUGAUUUGCUGCUGUAACAAGAUGGAUGCCACCACCCCCAAGUACUCUAAGGCUAGGUAUGAUGAAAUUGUGAAGGAAGUCUCUUCUUACAUGAAGAAGGUGGGAUACAAUCCUGAGAAGAUUCCUUUUGUCCCCAUCUCUGGAUUUGAGGGAGACAACAUGAUUGAGAGGUCUACCAACCUUGACUGGUACAAGGGCCCAACAUUGCUUGACGCCCUCGACAUGAUUAACGAACCCAAGAGACCAUCCGACAAGCCCCUCCGUCUCCCACUUCAGGACGUGUACAAGAUCGGUGGUAUCGGAACUGUCCCUGUCGGUCGAGUUGAGACGGGUAUUGUGAAGCCCGGCGAUCGGGUAAGGAGCUUGAGAAGGAGCCGAAGUUCUUGAAGAAUGGUGAUGCUGGGAUGGUGAAGAUGCUUCCCACCAAGCCCAUGGUCGUUGAGACAUUCUCCGAGUAUCCUCCACUUGGUCGUUUCGCCGUGAGGGACAUGCGCCAGACGGUUGCCGUUGGUGUCAUCAAGAGUGUCGAGAAGAA